UAACAGUUUUCUACUGGGUUUAAGGGGCAGAUGAUAGUGUAUGCAAAGUUUGACAAAAAUGUCUACCUCCCUAAAGAUGCUGAAUUUUAUUUCAUUUACAAUGGAUCUCAUCAAAGACAUGUGACAUUUGCACAACGAAUCGGAGAUAAUGUUCUCCAAUCUAGCAUUCCAGGCCAUGGAUUUGAGGAAAUGGUGUUGGUGUCCACAUGUCUGUAUUCGGAAGGUUACUCCCCAGUAACCAUGGGCUGUUGUUCUAUCAUAUACAUGGACAAUGUUGUUUGCAGGCUGUCACGUUCUCUCGUUAGCCAAGUUGGUUCUUUCACUUGUAGCAGUCAUCAGACUCUACUUGAUCAAUUUGGUCUCAAGGUAAAAGAGCUUCGAGCUUUGGAUGAAGACCUUGUAUUGGCUAUGGCUCACUUGGAGUUGCCGCUUGGAUGGAAUAUCUUGGGAAAUUCUUCAGGAGAAGUGACUACACAUAUGGAAUCUCUUCUUCACAUCGCAAUGAGAUGGGGCUUGGUUAAGUUUUCACAGUUCCUCUUAUGUCUCCCGGGGGGAAGACAGGCCCUAGCUCUGACUAAUGAAGAAGGAGCUCUGCCAUUAGAUUUGGCUUUGAAGCUUGGGCACUCUAAACUGGUAGAAGUCAUCAACAAUUUUCAGGGCAGUCAUUCGACGGACUUCUCCAGAGCGCAGAUCAAUGAGCAUGCCCUCCUACGAUUUGUUCAUUCAUCAGAAACGCUGACCCUGACAUUGAAUCACACUGCAGAACAUUUACUGGAGACCGACAUUAAGCUCUUCAGGAAAUACUUUCUGGAUAGAGCCCUUCUGCACAAGACUCUUGAUAGAAAAGAAGUCAGGACGGAGAAACAACUACCAAUACCCUCCAAUGCAACGGAGACUGAAGCAGAGCCUGAGAAUCUGGUGUCCGGCAAAUCACCACCUGAAAGGGAAGAAGUGAAGUGCUUCACAGAUCCUGUGGUGCAGCCAACUGGAAAUGAAGAUCUGGACUUUGAACGACACCACUCUUUUGAUGUUCUCAAAAAGUCUAAAAAUUCAUCAACUUUCCUUGCUGCAUCUCGGCUUUCCAACAUGCUCAAUGGUGGUGAUGAAGUCUAUGCAAAUUGCAUGGUGAUAGAUCAGGUUGGUGAUCUGGAUAUCAACUACAUUAAUGUGGAAGGCCUAACUGCCCAAUCCAGCUUAGAAUCCAUGAACUCAACUUUGCUCUCUCAGAACUGUGCGCAUGCUUUCCCCAAGGAAACUAGCCAAGAUAUUAUGGCAUUAAGUGAAAAUAGUCAAGUUGCAGUAAACAGUGGAGAUCCACAGCCUUCCCUGUCUCCUACCAGUUUAUGCACUCCAAGUUCACAUCUUCCCUUCAAACUGUGUGAAUUUGAAAAGGAGGAAAGUCAACUGAAGAAAAGAAGUUCCAGCCUUGAUGCUUUGGAUGCUGACAGUGAAGGGGAAGGGAAUUCUGAGCAGUCCCAUAUCUGCUACCCUCCAGAGGCUCACAGUUCCUCAGCAACAGGGACCACAAGUGGGGAUGAGCUGGACUCAUUUGAAACUAAUGUUGAACUGGAUUUUAAUAUCAGUAGGACUGAAUCCCUUUCAAUUUCCAACAAUCUACAAUCAAAGGAUUCACUCCUCUCUGGACUCCGCUCACGAUCCUAUUCCUGCUCAUCGCCCAAAAUUUCCUUAGGAAAAACCCGUUUGGUACGUGAUUGCACAGUGUGUGAUUCAAGUGAAGAUGGUGUGUUCCUCAACAGUGGUCGUUCCCUCCUUCAGUCCCUUUCACUGUCUAAAUCAGUGUCUCUGCUCCAUCCUUGUAAGCAAAGAGCUUACAGCUUAUCGGAGCCAUCACGAGAGAAAAGGAUUCAAGAGGAGGAAUGGGAUAAAUACAUCAUACCUACCAAAUCAGAAUCGGAGAAGUACAAAGUGAGCCGCACAUUCAGCUUUCUCAUGAACAGAAUGACCAGCCCCAGGAAUAAAUCUAAGACAAAGAACAAGGAUGCUAAAGACAAAGAGAAAGUGAAUCGACAUCAGUUUGUUCCUGGGAUGUUCUCAGGGGUUCUACCAUGUUUUGUUUGUGAUAAACCCCUUCUGGGAAAAGAGUCAUUCCAGUGUGCUAUCUGUAAUGCGAUUGUACACAAAAGCUGUAGAGAAUGCACCCUUCCAUGUACCAAGAAACUCCAGGAGAGAUAUCACAACAAGAUCAGACCACAAGCCACUCUUGGAAAUUCCUCAUUUAGGGAUAUUCCUCACCCCAAUCCUUCUUCUCUGCAUCCUUCUUCUUCCAUGCCUAUUGGGCUGCCUACUGGCAGAAAAGAAGCUACAUGUCCAGGGCACUCACUGUCCAGAAGUGUUCCUGGUACCAACCUAGAAAGUUUCAGAAGGUCAGUGACAUCUUUGGAAUCAGAUGCUGAUGGUAGCAACUGGAGGACUAGGUCACAUUCUGAUGAGCUGUUACAGUCCAUGGGAUCUUCUCCCUCCAUGGAUUCAUUCAUAAUGGAAGAAGUUGUCGAUUCAUCUCUGUGGAGUGACCUCAGCUCAGAUGCACGGGAGCUUGAAGCAGAGUCCUGGAGUCUUGCCGUAGAGCCGGCAUUUUGCAGCAAGCAGGAAAAAGAUGUUAUCAAAAGACAGGACGUCAUUUUUGAGCUGAUGCAAACUGAAAUGCAUCACAUCCAGACCCUGCUCAUCAUGUCUGAAAUAUUUAGAAAAGGAAUGAAGGAAGAGCUCCAGCUUGACCACAGCACCGUGGAUAAAAUAUUUCCCUGUUUAGAUGAGUUACUAGAGAUACAUAGGCAUUUCUUCCAUAGCAUGAAGGAGAGGAGGCAAGAAUCCUGUGAAGGCAGUGACAGAAAUUUUGUCAUCAACCGAAUCGGGGAUAUUCUGGUGCAGCAGUUUUCAGAAGAAAAUGCAAAUACAAUGAAGAAAAUAUACGGAGAAUUUUGUAGCCAUCAUAAAGAAGCUGUCAGCCUCUUCAAAGAGUUGCAGCAGAACAAAAAGUUUCAGAAUUUCAUCAAAGUACGAAACAGUAACCUUUUGGCUCGACGGCGUGGAAUUCCAGAGUGUAUUCUCUUGGUCACUCAGCGCAUCACAAAAUACCCAGUUUUAGUAGAAAGGAUACUACAGUACUCCAAGGAAGGGACUGAAGAACAUAAAGACUUGUGCAAAGCUCUUUGCUUAAUUAAAGACAUGAUUGCAGCAGUGGAUUUAAAAGUCAGUGAAUAUGAGAAAAAGCAAAAAUGGCUGGAGAUCCUGAAUAAAAUAGAAAACAAAACUUGUACAAAGCUUAAGAAUGGCCAUGUUUUCAGGAAACAAGCUCUGAUAAGUAAAGAAAGGACGUUGUUAUAUGAUGGUCUAGUUUAUUGGAAGACUGCCACAGGUCGAUUCAAAGAUAUCCUAGCUCUGCUUCUAAGUGAUGUGCUACUCUUCUUACAAGAAAAAGACCAGAAAUACAUCUUUGCAGCAGUUGACCAGAAGCCAUCUGUUAUCUCCCUUCAGAAGCUGAUUGCGAGAGAAGUAGCCAAUGAAGAAAGAGGGAUGUUUCUCAUCAGUGCUUCAUCUGCUGGCCCUGAGAUGUAUGAAAUUCACACCAAUUCUAAGGAGGAGCGUAAUAACUGGAUGAGGAGGAUACAAGAAGCAGUAGAAAGUUGCCCAGAGGAAGAAGGGGGAAGGACGAGUGAAUCCGACGAGGACAAAAAGAAGACUGAAGCAAGAGUGGCCAGAAUCCAGCAAUGCCAAGAGCUACUUAGUAACCACGACCAACAGAUCUGCACAUAUUUGGAAGAAAAGCUUCAUAUCUAUGCGGAACUUGGAGAAAUGGGUGGACUUGAGGAUGUCCAUUUAGAACCUCAUCUCCUUAUUAAGCCUGACCCAGGAGAAGCCCCCCAGGCUGCCUCAUUAUUAGCAGCAGCACUAAAAGAAGCUGAAAGCCUCCAAGUUGCUGUGAUGGCCACACAAACAGGAGAUGCAAAUCAUUCAUCAGAGGAGAACUAUGGAGAAUUAACCUCACCAGAAACACUCCAGGCUAGUGAAGAACUCACACCUCCUACUGCUUCACAAGUUACCGAAGGAGAAGGAAGAGGAGAAUCUUGUGAUUUGGAACCCUGUCUCCGUGGUAUUGUAAAUAACAUGACAAGCCCUGAUGCAGGGGAGAAGGCUGAAUACAUAGACUUUCCAGGUUCAUCACAGGCAGAGAUUAUACAAGCCAUCCAGAAUCUAACUCGCCUCUUGUAUAGCCUCCAGGCUGCCCUGACCAUACAAGACAGUCACAUUGAACUCCAUAAGCUAAUUCUCCAGGAGCAUGAGAGAAUGCCCCAUGGUCUCUCUCUCCGCGUUGGGCUGCUCCAGGAGCAGGAAAAGUCCCGCCACUUGGAGAAACAGCGGGAAGAACUGGCCAACAUCCACAAGCUACAGCAUCAAUUCCAGCAGGAGCAGCAACGUUGGCACCGCAAGUGUGGCCAGAGGCAGCGGGAGCAGGAGGCAAAGGAAAAAUGGCUGCAGGAGCGUGAGAGGGAAUGCCAAAGUCAGGAGGAGCUGCUCAGCCGGAGUCGGGGGGAACUGGACCAUCAGCUCCAGGAGUAUCAGCAAAACCUGGAGCGGCUUAGGGAAGGCCAGAGGAUGGUGGAGAGAGAGAGGGAGAAGGUCAGGAUCCAGCAGAGUCUCCUGGGUCACUGGAAGCAUAGUCGGCAGAGUAGUCUCCCUGCAGCCUUUUCUCCAGGAAACAAUGAGGUAACAGACCUUAAUCGAUCGGACAGCCUCUGCCAUGAGAAUUCAUUCUUUGUAAAUGAAGCUUUAGUACGCGUGUCACUCAACACUGUCAACAAAUCAAACUCAACUGGAGUGCACCAAGAUAUCGUAUACCCCAUAAAUAUCUCAAAUUGUGAUUUAACAAGGACUAGUGAGAACCAGACAGACCUCAAGAUGGACAUUUCUUAUCACUCCGAUGUUACUCAUGAACUAUGGAGAGCUACUGAUCCCGGUCAUCAAGUCCCUUCUCUCCUCCAAGGCAACAAGGAUUGUUGUAACAAUGAUUUGGAGGAGAAUCAAAGUCAGUGCUCAAAAACACACAGUUCAAAUCCCGGAAGUGUUCAGCCCUGGCAGGGUCCCGAGGCUAAGUUGAACUUGCCGUCUGCAAGCUUACGUGAUGGGGACAAUGGAGAUGGAGUUGAAGAAAAUAUUGUUUACCUCUGAUUGUGUGUUGUCAUUGAUUUUUGUCAUGGUUGUUUCAAACAAAACACUAGCACUUUGGAGAUAAAGUUGUAUUUUUUGCUUUCCUAUUGUGCGUAGUUGCUGUCUAUAAGAUCUAUCUGCUUUAAGAAUUGUAUUUAAUAUUCUGUGGAAGACCUUUUUUGACAUGAGUAUAACAAUUAAAUUAUUUUGAAAACACUCCUCUUAUUUUAAAAAAAUUAAUCUUUAACUUAUCACAGCCCCUUACAAAUGCCUGAUGGGGAAAUCCAAUUUAAAUGAGCAGCAAUAUUUUAAACAUCAGAGUGACAUGAUAAGAAUUUCAAAUUGUAUUUCUGUCAUCUUGAAUCUCCAAAUUUCUCUUAAAACUUUAAUUUUUAAAUGGUUUUAAAGACUGGUACCAUGACUGGUAGGAGUACUUUUUUUUUUAGCAAGAGGCAUUGAUUUACUAAAAAUGGUGACUACAGAAGGCUGAUGAGAACAGGAGAGUCCCUUUCUCAACUGUCCUAAAUGUGAUGUUCUCACUUGAAGGCAUAGGGAUGAGUGAAUCCUUGAGAUAGGAAUUACUGUGGUUAAGUGGUUACAAUGCAUCAUUAAGCUACAAUCCAGUAUCCUCUUUCAACACAACCAUCCAAAGGGACCAGAGAUACUUGCCAGUCAACUAUGAGUCAUGUAGUGGAAUUCUUGUUAGAGGCUUGGCCUACAACCUUUCAAGUGGUGUCUAGAAAACAUGGACAUCCAUUUGCCACUCAUCAAACAAAACCCUUCAAUUGUUUUAAAGGGAAAAAAAAAACCAAACAAACUGUGCUACUGCUAUAAAGUCCAAUGCAUGUCUCCUUGUUUUCCAGAAAGGAAAAAUAGCCAGUCUCUCUCCUUUCCCCCCAUCUUCAGUGUAAUAUCAGUGUUUGUGUGGUAGAAAUAAACCAGGAAAUAUUUUCAACUCUUGUUCUUCAGAAAUAUUUGUAUACUUUUUUGUCAGUGUCAAUAAAUAUCUUAUGCCUCA
This is a messenger RNA of Trichosurus vulpecula (common brushtail), 6184 nucleotides long. RefSeq names its product Rho guanine nucleotide exchange factor 28 (gene ARHGEF28). Lineage: Eukaryota; Metazoa; Chordata; Mammalia; Diprotodontia; Phalangeridae. Gene Ontology annotation, biological process: cell morphogenesis; regulation of Rho protein signal transduction. The record is from RefSeq and is a predicted model, not a curated record. The transcript has 36 exons. The coding region runs from base 31 to 5187 and encodes 1718 amino acids. Gene Ontology annotation, molecular function: guanyl-nucleotide exchange factor activity.